CCCAGUCACGUGACCCCCAUUGACGCAUUCUUCCAGCAUCUGAAUGCUAUUCUCCCCCCUCGAAUCGAGAGGUGUGGUGAAGUCCGGGGCUCUUACUUUCACUUUUUACUUUGAUCAUAAGCUUUCCGCUCGAGCAAGAGGUUGCACUCUUAUUUUUGUCUUUUACCCAGGCGACUCAGCAACUAACUAGAAAUAAUGUUUUCCUGUUAUGUAUUUUGGGCUGCUCUUUCGCUGUCUGGCUUUCUGAGCGACUUCCAUGUGUUCAGCUGUGAUGACUACUGCGCAGACAAGCCUGUAUUUAAUCCGCCCAGACUAGCGGUCAAGUUUGGCACGUCGACGUCAGCCAACUGCUCCGUUUGCCAACACGCUUGCCACAACAAGUUGUCUGGUUUGGAAAAAUCAACCGGCAAAAUACAACGAGACGGGACCACCAUUUUGUGGACGGUGGACAAAAUGGUUACGUACCCUACGUCUAUCAUGUGCUACUACAACAAAGGCAACAGAUCCCAAUGCUGUAGCACCCUGCCCAUCACCGUCUACCAGCCUCCCACAGAGGUCAAGGUGGGGUUUGUCGGUCACUCCGGGCCGAUGGUGGAGGGUGAACAGUUCGCGCUGUACUGCAGCGUGAAAAAAGUUGCUCCUCUUAAAAACCUCAUCUUGACCCUCUACCAAGGGGAAAACGCAGUCGCCCAGCAGCACUUUAAGAACAACACAGAGAAGAAGCCGGCUGACAGACAGUUCAACCACAUUAUCAAUGCUACCAAAGAAAACGAUGGAGCCCAAUUUAAGUGUUACGCCGAGCUGGACAUGAGACCCGAUAGUUUGCAGUAUACUGCUCUGUCUGGUCAUCUCAUCGUCAAUGUUCAAUAUAAGCCUCACUUCAACGGACCUGCUAAUGAACAGAUCAGCCUCACAGUGGGAGAUCCCCUUCACCUCAACUGCUCCGCCAAGGGUAACCCAAGACCCUGGGUGACGUGGACCCUCCCGUCGGCCGCCACCUUCGAAGGCGAAGUUUUCUCGGUGGACUCGGUCACCACGGAGCAUCGAGGACUGUACAUCUGUUCUAUGAGCAACACAUUGGGAAUGACCACUGUUGAGUUUAACGUGGACGUACAGGUCAACUACCUGAAUAUUAUUUUUGCGGUGGUCGCAGCGGCAGUCGCUCUUGGGGUCCUCAUCAUCUCGGCGGUGUGCAUCUAUUACUACAGAGUGAGCCGGACUGGCCAAUACAGGCUGAAGGACGUGUUGCGUUUUCGUACCCCGCACGUGGCCCUCCCAGCUGGGGAGUUGUAAAGCGCAAGGUAUGGAACGAGCACGAAGACGUUGCUGUUUCUCCAAACGCGUGCAUACUUGUGCAAAGUUGAUUAACAAAGUCCAUCGAUGGCACAAAGCUCCCACCGACAAUAUGAGGUCCGUGUUUGAAUUGUUGUUGUUGAAGGGAAUGGGGAUUAUGUGAGUGAUAUCGAUUGCUGCUGCUGGUUGGUGCAUUUAUUUGGAUGCAGCUUACUGGUUACAGAUUUAUUUUAUUUUUUCAUUUCAUUCAUACAAUGGUGCCUUGAGAAAAGAAUAACAUGACGUGCCAUCUAUACGAUGUGUAUUUAAGACAAUGUGUUCGUAAAGCCGGCUUAGCGUGAUGCUAACAAGUAAUGUAAACUCUGAUCGACGGCUCCUUAAGUAGCAUCCAUGUUGUCGUUUCAACCCUUAAAGAAAGAGGGAUUUGAACAGCGGAGCAACACCUGUAGACAGGCAAAAAACAAUAACAAUAGGCAUAGAUUCUUUAUCCUCUGACGGUUAAUGUUACAGCUCGUUGAGGAGUUGUAACUUCAACGCUUGCAUAU
Hippocampus zosterae (dwarf seahorse) is the source of this 1838-nucleotide messenger RNA. Its product is annotated as vascular cell adhesion protein 1-like. Gene Ontology annotation, molecular function: integrin binding. The transcript is spliced from 5 exons. The coding region runs from base 196 to 1293 and encodes 365 amino acids. Gene Ontology annotation, biological process: cell-cell adhesion. The record is from RefSeq and is a predicted model, not a curated record. Lineage: Eukaryota; Metazoa; Chordata; Actinopteri; Syngnathiformes; Syngnathidae. Gene Ontology annotation, cellular component: membrane.